CGGCGCAGAAGAUGGCGCCCGCACAGCCCGUGUCCUGCCGUGGUUUGUUGGCCGUUUAAUUCGGAGCCGAGUGCGGGGCGCCGCUCUCCGUCCGGCAGCUGGACGCGACCGCGACAUGGCAGUGCGCCGCUGCCGCCGCCGCCGCCCGCUCUCCUGAUCCCGGAGUCGAACCCGCGACUUCAUGUCCGACGGAGCCGCAGCCGCCUGGUCGAAGAGCGGUUGUGGGGAUUCGCACCGCCGAGCUCUGUUGCCGUCGGUGAUGCUCGUCCUCCGCUGUCUCACACACUUUCCCCGUCUCCUGUUUUAGAACCUGGGAAACACAAACACCCGAAAUGCGAGCGGCCCGUUAGCGCUCAGCCAUCGAAGCCUGUGAUUGUUCGCCAGGGCACCAAAAGGUGUGUGAUGUCGGGGGUGGACGUGGAGGUGUACCUGUCCCAGGUGCACGACGGCAGCGUGUCGUCAGGCUUCCGGGCGCUGUACGAGGAGCGUCUGCUGCUGGACGUCACGCUGCUGAUAGAGGAGCACCACUUCCAGGCCCACAAGGCGCUUCUAGCCACCCAGAGCGACUACUUCCGGGUCAUGUUCACCGCCGACAUGAGGGAGAGGGACCAGGACAAGAUCCACAUGAAGGGGCUGACGGCUGCUGGGUUCGGCCACAUCCUCCGCUUCAUGUACUACGGCUCACUGGAGCUUAGCAUGCCCACCGUCCAAGAGAUCCUGCAGGCGGCAAUGUACGUCCAGCUGACGGAGGCGGUGGAGUUCUGCUGCUCCUUCCUGCUCGCCAAGAUCUGCCUGGAGAACUGCGCUGAGGUCAUGCGCCUCCUGGAGGACUUCAGUGUCGGCGUGGAGGGCGUCCAGGAGCAGCUCGACAACUUCCUGCUCGACAACUUUGUCCCGCUCAUGAGCCGACCAGACUUCUUGUCCUACCUCAGCCUGGAGAGACUGCAGGCGUACCUGAACAGCGACGCCCUGAGUCGCUUCCCGGAGAUCGAGCUGUACGAAGCGGUGCAGUCGUGGCUGCGACACGACCGGCGGCGCUGGAGGCACACGGACACCAUCGUGCAGUCCAUCCGCUUCUGUCUCAUGACGCCCGCCAACAUCUUCGAGAAGGUGAAGACGUCCGAGUUCUACCGUUACUCUCGGCAGCUGAGGCAGGAGGUGGACCAGGCCCUCGGCUACUUCCACGACGUCAACCAGCAGCCACUGGUGGAGACGCGCUCCAACCGCAUCCGCUCCGUCCGCCCGCAGACCGCCGUCUUCCGGGGAAUGAUCGGCCACAGCAUGGUCAACAGCAAGAUCCUGCUGCUGCAGCGCCCAAAGGUGUGGUGGGAGCUGGAGGGACCUCAGGUGCCGUUGCGGCCCGACUGCCUGGCUAUAGUGAACAACUUUGCCUUCCUGUUGGGCGGCGAGGAGCUGGGGCCCGACGGCGAGUUUCACGCCUCCUCCAAAGUCUACCGCUACGACCCUCGACAGAACUCCUGGCUACGCAUGGCCGACAUGUCUGUGCCCAGGUCCGAGUUUGCCGUCGGCGUCAUCGGCAAGUUUAUUUACGCGGUGGCGGGCCGCACGCGAGACGAGACCUUCUACUCCACUGAGCGCUACGACAUCACCGAGGACCGCUGGGAGUUCGUUGACCCGUACCCCGUGAACAAGUACGGUCACGAGGGAACGGUCCUGAGUGGUAAACUGUACAUCACCGGCGGAAUCACCUCCUCCUCCACCUCCAAACAGGUGUGUGUGUUCGACCCAGGGCGGGAGGUGGGAGGAGGAGGAGGUGGGGGCGGAGGAGGAGGAGGAGGAGGAGGAGGCGGAGGCGGCGGCGGCGGGAGUUCUGGGGGCUCUGACGCACACAGGACACGCGCCGCCAGAGGCCAGCUGCUGCCCGGCACUCACGCCAGCUGCUGGGAGAACAAAUCCAAAAUGAACUAUGCCCGUUGCUUCCACAAGAUGAUCUCCCACAACGGGAAGCUGUACGUGUUCGGAGGCGUGUGCGUGAUCCUGCGGGCCUCCUUCGAGUCGCAGGGCUGCCCGUCCACCGAGGUGUACGACCCGGACACCGACGAGUGGACCAUUCUGGCCUCCAUGCCCAUCGGGCGCAGUGGCCAUGGGGUGGCGGUGUUGGACCGGCAGAUCAUGGUGCUGGGCGGCCUGUGCUACAACGGCCACUACAGUGACUCCAUCCUCACCUUCGACCCCGACGACAACAAGUGGAAGGAGGAUGAGUAUCCCAGGAUGCCUUGCAAACUGGACGGUCUGCAGGUGUGCAGCCUGCACUUCCCAGAGUACGUGCUGGAGCACGUGAGACGCUGCAGCUGAGGUCCGCUCCGCGACCGGCCUCCUUUUUUUUUUAAUAAUAUAGAAAUGGGGAAAAGUUACUGUCGGAGGACGGACGCCUCCCGCGAGGUGGCGACUCCGCGGAGGACAGCACUUACCCAGGGUGACUCUGCUCUCUGUUACCGAGGGCAAGCGCAGCGUGGCGAGCCGAGACGACGCCUCCUGUCGACCAGCGGCGGCUCGAACAUUUUCACAAUUAGCUUUUCUCAGAAAAAUAAAAGAAAAAUAAUCGUGCCGAGGAAGAAAAAAAAAAAAGUUUCAUUCUGCCGGUUUACGUUUUGGACCGUGGUCAGUUUCCUCCUACUAACUCACUGUAUCUAGACUGAACCCGGUCGGGCUCGCUGCAGGAACGCACUGGGAGCGUCGGGAUUCCUUCACUUCACCAGAAUCCUGUUUCACAAACCUUGUUUUGAAAUUUGUUUUCCUGAUACGACAAACAAACAUCCUGUAUAUCUUUAAUGUCAAUAGGUUAGUGAAAGACAAGCAACAGAACCAUAUAAUAUAUAAUAUAUAUAACGGCAAGUUAAAGCAAACAAUGAGGUAUAUAUAUAAACCAAAUAUAACACUGUACACUGUAGUUCAUUUGUGAAGCAGAGUCUACGUCUGCCACCAGCUGUAAAAUGUCACAUGAUGGGGAAUCGAUAAAUCCAGGUUUUCGCUUCCAGUGCGUUCCAGCUUUUUUAAAUUUUAUUUUUUGGCCCCAAUUCUGCUCUUCACCUCCAAAUGUCCACCGUACUGUGAUCAUGCCGCGUCUUUCUGCGCGACGACGAGAGCGAGAGAGAUGCGAGGCGGCGGCGUGGUUCACACACGAGGGGCUCGUUCCUCGUGUCGUAUAUAUCGUCACCUGCUCGUGAAAAGAGAAAAGAUCUUUGGCCCCAGAGGAGAAUCGUCACUGGCAGAGCUCUACCUACAUUCCCCUGCACUCGCUCCAGGUGGCUGUCGUCGGGUGUAAGUGCACAGUUUACUGUAGCUGCGAACAGCAAGUUAGAAUCGUAAGAAACAUGAGGCCUCGAGGAAGAACCGUUUCCCCUUUUUUCUCAAAUUCAACCUCAUUCUGUGGACCAUAAACAGUUAGGACGCAUGAACAGUUACUUGAUCGGCAUCGUGUGACUGAGACGUCAGCGGUGCGACAUGACGGUCACAAAGAUGUUUUCGACGCGGACGAAGUGACCGGCGGCCUUAAAAGUAGCUGAUGUCACACCGUCGAGGUGCGACGUGUUUCUGUGCCAAAAAAACCAUGCCAAUAGAAUCUAGGAUGAUUGGCUGAUGACGACAAGAGAACAUGAAGCGGUAAAACUCUCUGUAAGAACAAAUCUGUUGACGCGAGUCGUCGAUCCCGCGUUUUUUACCCAGAAACCACCAGUGUGACCGAGGCCGCCACUUCACACGACCUUUGUCCUGCUGAAGCUGAAGUUCACUCUGCGGUUGGUCGUCACAGCCGCCACCAUCCUGCAGCUCCACGUUUCUGACAUCCUUAUUUAUUAUUUGUAUUAUUCAUGAGCCAACUGUGAAAAGGGCUAGAGCACGCACUGAUCUGUCAAGCCGCGUAUUUAAGUUAUUUAUUUUUGGGAGGGAGGUGUCGCUUUCCACCGAGCUAUGCAGUAACAGUGGUAGGAUUAUUUAUUAUGACGAGAAUCUCAUUGUGAAUCGUGUUGUUUUUUCCAAAAUGCUCCUCCUCUUCUUCUUCUUCCUCCUCCUCUUCCUCUUCUCCCCAUGUUUCUUCCUCAGUCUCGUCUGUGAAGUGAUCCAGAAAUGUAUUUGGGUCAUUUAACAUCACAGUCCACUCAUAACGAAACUCUCCCUCUCAGCAGCUUUAUAUGAAAACGUUCUUUUACCAGAUGUCACAUUAACAGGUUCUCAUUGUCUCUGAAACUACAAACUUGUCGGUCCAGUAGGUGGCGUGUUUGUGAGGGAUCAGACUUUGAGUAUCAUACCUGGUAUGAAAACACUCCGUCUAUCUUCUUCUUCUUCUUCUUCUUCUUCUAAUUCUUCUUCUUCUUCUUCUUUGAGUCCCGGCUGUUCACUAACACACAACAAACCAGCAGCUGCUGCUUUACAGGUGUCACGUUUUUCUAAUUUGGGGGAAAAUGUUUUUUGAAAGCGAGAAUUAAAGAAAGGAAAUGAAAUGGCAUCGGUCCAAAUUUUCAAAAUCAAAAGAUCUGUUUAUUUACUGUAGAAUAAAAGCUGCACAAUCCUCACGUUUGAGAAGCUGCAGUCUGCAGAUGUUUGGCUUUUAUUUUUCUUUUUGGAAAUUUAGAUUAGAAUUGGAAUUAGAUUAUCAAAAAUAGUCUAAAUUCAAAAUAAAUCUGUUAAACUGCACUUUAAAGACAUUUUUUAGAAACAUUUAGCCAUUUUAACUUCUUCGUCGUCACCUGGCCAAUAGGAGCUAAAUCAAAAAAUAUUGUUCAUUAAGUAAAAAAUGAAAAUUUGUUGUUUUUUACACUGAAUUUCAACUUUUUUUUCUUUCUUUUUUUACUUUCAAACAUUUUUAUUGUUCAAAUUGAGAUAAACCCCCCCCCCCCCCCCCCCCCAAAAAAAAUCCAAAGUUUCUACAGUUCUUCACACUGUUCAUGUUAUUUUCCCUUUUUGUUUUUUUACCAGCACAACAAUCUGUAAAGAAGCCACCGGGUGUCACGUGUUGAACAGACCGACGCUCAUGCUGAGCAUUACUCUGCCCUCCUCUUCCUCCUCUUCCUCCCCCUCCUCCCAUGUCGCUGUUUUAAGAAGAAGAAACAUGUAACCGUUAACAUACUACUGUCCCGAGUCGAGGCACAUUCAGUCCUGGCGCUGCACCUUUAGUCCACCAGUCUUCAGUCUGUCAGUAGGAAAACAGAAUAGAGGAUUUAAAAAGAGUCAUAACGAACAACACAUACCUUGCUACAACGACUGUAUCCGAGAAAGAAAGUAAAAUCAGAUUAACAUACUUUAUAAUCUGAGUAGAAAACUCUUUGGAAAACGAUUUGUAACUUUCCAGAAAUAAAUGUUCAUAUUGGUCAACUUUUA
This is a messenger RNA of Scophthalmus maximus (turbot), 5337 nucleotides long. It is a transcript of the gene klhl15, whose product is annotated as kelch-like family member 15. NCBI's taxonomy places the organism in Eukaryota, Metazoa, Chordata, Actinopteri, Pleuronectiformes, Scophthalmidae. Gene Ontology annotation, cellular component: nucleus; Cul3-RING ubiquitin ligase complex. Gene Ontology annotation, biological process: nuclear protein quality control by the ubiquitin-proteasome system; protein ubiquitination. Gene Ontology annotation, molecular function: protein binding. Bases 403 to 2316 code for a protein of 637 amino acids. The transcript is spliced from 9 exons. The record is from RefSeq and is a predicted model, not a curated record.